AUGCCAUGCAAGUUUGCUGCAGGCUUGAUUGGGAGCGGGCGUUUUCGGUUCUGGCAGCCCAGAUGCGUCAAGGUGUGCCCACGAUGCAUUUUCACACGAGGACGAGAUAUUGUAAGGAGACGCGAUGGUGGUGCGAUGGUAGUGGUGGUUGUGAUGAUGACGAUGGUGACGAUGAUGACGGACAAUGGGAGCGAUAAAGCAGCAGCAGGGGCGGCUGAUACAGCGGGAAACCGAAAACAGAGCGGAAUGGGAGCGGAGAAUGCCAGGAUACGGUUCCGUACAAGUCGAUUGAUGGCUACUGAGUGA
This is a messenger RNA of Histoplasma capsulatum G186AR, 306 nucleotides long. RefSeq lists its product as uncharacterized. The coding region runs from base 1 to 306 and encodes 101 amino acids. The record is from RefSeq and is a predicted model, not a curated record. The transcript is spliced from 2 exons. Lineage: Eukaryota; Fungi; Ascomycota; Eurotiomycetes; Onygenales; Ajellomycetaceae.